AUGUAUCAAAAUUCGAUGUCACCCGCUUAUGUUGAUAUUUCAUUUCGACAAAGUGUAAUGAAAAUAUUGUCAGAAAGAACUGCACAGGAUUUGACAAUAAUCAACGGUUAUCUAAAGCACCUAGAAGCGUUAUCAUUAUUAAGCGAAUCACAUAAAAGAAAUUUGAGUAAAACUGUACGUUAUGAGGUGCAUGAAGCCAAUCAUGUUUUAUUCAGUCGUGGUCAGUUGAACACAUGUUGGUAUAUUUUAUUAUCGGGCUCUGUAUUUAUUGAAUCGACAAUGUUCUUACCUCGUACAAGUUUUGGUAAAAGAACGCCUGGUAAUCAAUUUCGUGUACAUGAUUGUUUAGUAUUAGAACCAUCGGAAAUGCUAGUUAUUGAUUAUCCGGAUGUUGAUCAACAUAUAAAAAAAUACGAUUCGGUAUUAAGAACAAAACAACAUCGUUCAUUUCACGGUCAUCAUAGUGGUAAUCAAUCUCUAAAUCAACCAUCGCACCAUUUAAUCGAACAACAAUCACCAUCAUUAGAUUCUUGUCAAUCUGUUCCCGUUAUUGUUAAUCGACGUAAAAAUGCAAGAAUACGUCAGCAAUCAGAUACAGAACAACAUAUUGGAAAAAUUGCAAAUGAAAUCGAUACUACCACUGAUAUUGUUCAUCCAACAAGUCAUUCAGUAAUGACUCAUUCUCGUGCAAGUGAUACAUCAAGUGCCUAUUCUGGAUCAGAUGUUAUGCAAUUAUCAACGACUGGUGAAGAUAUUGUUGAUAAUGGAGAUGAAAUACCUGGAUGUUUAAGUAUGAACGAAAGUGAUGAUGAAUCAGAAGGAUCAUCUGAACGUUCAUUUCCUGUUCAUGAUAAUAUACGUGAAUCAUUAAUGAAAGAAGCAAGUGAACGAACAGAAGAUGAUAUUGAAGCUAUUUUAGAAUUUUUACAACAUUUUCCCGCAUUUGUUAAUUUAACAUUGCAUGUUCGUCGUGAAUUAUGCAAAGUAUUGAUAUAUGCUCAAGUUGAAAAAGCGAAUACUGUUGUUAUGAAUGAUGGUGAACGAUAUGAUUCUUGGAGCGUUAUCAUUAAUGGUAUUGUUGAUGAUGAAACAACUGAUGGACAAAUAAUACGAACAUUAACUGUUGGACAAUGUUUUGGUUGUGAAGCGACAUUAGAUCAAUAUUGUCAUACAGGUAUUAUGAAAACUAGAGUAGACGAUUGUCAAUUUGUUGUUGUUGCUCAAAAUGAUUAUUAUGGAAUAUUACAUCAGGGAGAAAAAAAUAUACGAAAAAUUGAAGAAGAUCAAAAACUUGUUAUGAUUAAAGAAUUGAGAAGAUAUGAAGAUACAAGUGCACAUCGAGAAGUAGUUAUCAAGGGAAAACCUGAUAAACUAAUAGAUUUAUUAAUCGAUGAAAAAUUAACAAUAGACGAUCCAAAUUAUGUUGAUGAUUUUUUUCUUACUUAUCGUACAUUUAUUAGUGAUCCUACUCAGAUUACACAGAAAUUACUCGAAUGGUUUGAAUCCCCGCAGCAUAGCGAAAAGGUUGCACGCGUUGUUUUAUCUUGGGUGAAUAAUCAUUUUAAUGAUUUUGAAUCAGAUCCAAGAUUGAGUGAAUUUCUUGAAAUAUUCGAUGAACGUUUACAACAUUAUGAAACAGAAUAUAUGCGUUCUUGGCGCCAAUUACUUAAUCUUGCUUGUUAUACAAAAGCAAGUAUUCGUACGAUCAUUUUAACACGAUCAACGCGUGAUGAUAUAUUAAAUUUUCAAAUUUUGGGCGGUACCGAACAGUCAAAUAAUGGAAUUUAUAUAUCAAAGGUCGAAAAAAAUUCGAAAACAUUUGAUGCUGGACUUCGAAGAGGAGAUCAAAUAUUAAGUGUUAAUGGGCAAAAUUUUGAUUAUAUAUCACAUGUUCGUGCUCUAGAAAUACUUCGUGGUACUACACAUCUUUCAUUAACAGUGAAAAAUAAUCUUAUGGGUUUUUAUGAAAUUGUAAACCCGGAAAAAUCUCCUAAUAGAAAAAAACGACAUGAUAUUAGUCUCUAUGAACGAGAGAUACGCUCAAAACUACAACAAUCACCAAUCACUCAACAUUCUAUAUCUGUUCCUACAGCAUUAUCGCCAGUAUCAUCAUCGAAUAGUCCAGAUCAACAUCAUCAACCACAACAACGAUUAGACAACGAUGAAACAAUAGACAAAUUAACUCCAUCAACUAUAACACCGAUUAAAAUUACCCAUCAUGAUAAAAAACCCAAACCAUUAGCAAAACGAAUGGGAUUUAAACGAGCACUACAAAAAUUUAAAAUAAGUCGACAUAACAAAAAGAAGGUUCUGGAUGACAGACAUUACGUCUAUAUUUUAUAA
Messenger RNA from Didymodactylos carnosus, 2343 nucleotides. The record is from the annotation of a GenBank genome assembly. Lineage: Eukaryota; Metazoa; Rotifera; Eurotatoria; Philodinida; Philodinidae.